AUGAGAUAGUAUAAGUAAAAGAGGCAAUAAAUCCUCGACUUGGAAGCCAAGAUGCAUUUUUCUUACGAUAUGGGGGAAACUCUAACUGAGGAUGAUAGACUAGUUGACCAAAUCCUUAACAAGAUUAGAAAUAAGUAUAAAAAUGACUAGAUCAAUAUUAUUAUUCACGAUUUCUUCAAGAAUUAGAAAACUUUAAAAGAUAGUGAACUCUACUCAAUACUUGAUAUCAUGCCAAAGGGAGGACUACAUCAUUUGCACACAACUGCUGCCCCAUCAGUUGACUUCUAUAUCUAGCUUACAUACAAUGAAGCAGUGUACUUUAACGAGAGGGAAAAACUCUUCAAAGUUUCACCUAAAGGACUAGAUGAAGAUGGUUACAUAAAAUGCACUGAAUUAAGAAGAUUCUCAGCAUCAGCCGAGGAAUUUGAUUAAAAACUCAGAAACUAUAUCAGGAUGACUCCAGAGGAAUGUGCUAGUAAAGAAUCUCAUGAAAUAUGGACUCAUUUCUAGCACAAAUUCACACUUAUCAAUGAUCUUGGCAAGUACAAGGACUUUUUUAAGUUAAUACUACAUGAGGUCCUCUAGAAAUGCGCUGCAUAAAACAUCUUCGUAGUCGAGUUAAGACAUAUCUUUGGUAUGCUUUUUGACGAUGAUAGAAAUCCUGUUUCAUUGGAAGAGGAGAUUAAAUUGAUAGAUGAUUAAGUUAAGCAUAUUCAACAAGAUAUUCCAUAUUUCAGACUUAAACUUAUCAUCACUGGUUUGAAGAUAGUUGGAAAGCAACAUAUCAGAAAAAUGAUUGCUAACAUCAUUGAGGGUGAAAAAUACAGUAAUCUAAUUGCUGGCUUUGAUUUGGUUAAUGAAGAGGAUUUCAGUCCACCUAUCCUUGAAUUCUUAACAGACAUAAUGGAAGGAAAAAAUCUUGAUAAGAAGAGCAAGAUGCCUUGCUUCUUCCAUUGUGGUGAAACACAUGACAGAACCAACCAAAACGUAUAUGAUGCCUUACUUCUCAAUUCAAAGAGAAUUGGUCAUGGAUUCCAAUUAUUCUUGCAUCCUCACUUGCAAUAAUAAGUUAAGCAGAAAGAUAUCUGCAUUGAAGUCUGUCCAAUUAGUAAUCUAUUGCUUGGCUAUACAACUGAUUUGAGAAUUCAUCCAGUUAGAUUUAUGCUUCACAGAGGGCUCUAGGCAUCAAUCAGCAGUGAUGAUCCAGGUUUCUUCGGUUAUGAAGGCGUCACUCUUGACUAUGUUUACGCUUUUCUAGCCUGGGAUCUUGAUAUCAAGGAUCUCAAAAAACUCUCUCUAAAUGGAAUUAUAUAUAGUUCAUUGGACAAAGAGCACAAGGAUUACUUAAUUAGCGAUGUUUUCGAAAAGAAAUGGAAAGAAUUCAUAGAGAUCGUCCUAGAGAAAUUCUAGGGAGCCUGA
Molecule: messenger RNA, 1419 nt
Organism: Stylonychia lemnae
Lineage: Eukaryota; Ciliophora; Spirotrichea; Sporadotrichida; Oxytrichidae
Source: the annotation of a GenBank genome assembly